UCCCUCAGGCAGCACAGGAGACUCUCUGGAGGUGUGGAGGGAGCUGGAUCUGGAUCUGGUGGAGAAGGACCUGAAGGGGGUUUUGUCCCGGGGGAUCACCAGCCUCGCUGUCCUCCUGCUGCACUCCUACACAUGGUCGGAUCAUGAGAAAGCCGUCGGGGCUCUGGCUCUCCGUCUGGGCUUCUCUCAGGUGUCUCUGUCCAGCAAGGUGAUGCCCAUGGUGCGGGCGGUGCCUCGCGGAUACACCGUCUGCGCAGAUGCAUACCUCACUCCCAAAAUACAUCAGUAUUUAAAGGGCUUCACCUCUGGGUUCAAGGGGGGCCUCAAGGAUGUGGACGUCCUGUUCAUGCAGUCGGACGGCGGGCUGACUCCCAUGGAUCAGUUCUGCGGGUCGCGGGCCGUCCUCUCCGGCCCCGCGGGGGGGGUGGUGGGAUACGCCAUCACUUCAUACAACCAGAUGGAGAAGAAACCUGUGAUUGGCUUUGACAUGGGAGGAACAUCCACUGAUGUAAGUCGAUACGCGGGUCAGUAUGAACACGUGUUCGAGGCAACGACUGCCGGGGUCACCCUGCAGGCCCCGCAGCUGGACAUCAACACUGUAGCUGCAGGAGGAGGGUCCCGCCUCUUCUUCAGAUCAGGGAUGUUUGUGGUUGGACCAGAGUCUGCAGGAGCUCACCCAGGACCCGCCUGCUACAGAAAAGGCGGCCCUCUGACUGUGACCGAUGCUAACUUAGCUCUCGGUCGACUCCUCCCGUCCUUCUUCCCAAAGAUCUUCGGGCCGGGGGAGAAUGAGGCGUUGUCUUCAGAGGAAACCAUGAAGCAUUUCCAUCGUCUGAGCAAGGAGAUCAACCUCUUCCUGUCCUCUAAGCAAUCACAGGUUACUGCAAAUGGAGCCAACGGCAGCGGGUCAGAGAUGAGUGUGGAGGAGGUUGCGAUGGGAUUCAUCCGUGUUGCUAAUGAGGCCAUGUGCCGGCCAAUCAGAGCGCUGACACAGGCUAAAGGCCAUGACACCUCUCAGCAUGUGUUGGCAUGUUUCGGGGGGGCAGGUGGGCAACAUGCCUGUGCCAUCGCCCGCGCCCUGGGGAUGAAGACGGUCUUCAUACACAAGUAAGGGAGAGU
Notothenia coriiceps (black rockcod) is the source of this 1119-nucleotide messenger RNA. Its product is annotated as 5-oxoprolinase-like. Gene Ontology annotation, biological process: glutathione metabolic process. Lineage: Eukaryota; Metazoa; Chordata; Actinopteri; Perciformes; Nototheniidae. The transcript is spliced from 8 exons. Gene Ontology annotation, molecular function: 5-oxoprolinase (ATP-hydrolyzing) activity. Gene Ontology annotation, cellular component: cytosol. The record is from RefSeq and is a predicted model, not a curated record. The coding region runs from base 212 to 1111 and encodes 299 amino acids.